AUGAUGUGGCGGGUGCUAUUCGUUGUAAGCGGUCCCCAAGGAGGGGUGCUACAAACAGCCAAACGACUGAAGAGCACAGUGAGAAAAAUUGACAAGUUGCUUAUAGCAAACAGAGGUGAAAUCGCCUGUAGAGUAAUAAGAACCGCCAAGAGGUUAGGAAUAAGAACCGUAGCAGUAUACAGCGAGGCCGAUGAGCGUUCCCUACAUGUGUCUAUGGCUGACGAAGCCUAUAAAAUAGGUCCACCCCCUGUUUCACUGAGUUAUUUGAGAGGGGAAAAAUUACUGGAGGUGGCAAAAAUCUCAAAAUGUCAAGCCAUACACCCGGGUUAUGGAUUUUUAUCGGAGAACGUUGAAUUUGCGGAAAAUUGCCAAAAUAGCGAUGUAAUUUUUAUUGGACCUCCUGCUUCUGCUAUCAGAGACAUGGGAAUUAAAAGCACAUCAAAACAUAUAAUGUCAAAAGCUGGGGUCCCGAUAAUAGAAGGUUACCACGGUGAAGAUCAGAGCAUGGAAAAACUCAAAUCGGAGGCUGAAAGAAUCGGUUUUCCAGUCAUGAUUAAAGCUGUCAGAGGUGGCGGUGGAAAAGGCAUGCGUGUAGCAAACACAGCCAAAGACUUCGAGGAAGCCCUGGAGUCGGCAAAAACAGAAUCUCAGAAAGCAUUUGGUGACCAGGUUGUGCUAUUGGAAAAAUUCGUAGGGGAACCCAGGCAUGUCGAAGUGCAAGUUUUUGCCGAUAAGCAUGGCAACGCCGUGCAUUUGUAUGAAAGGGAUUGUUCUGUUCAAAGAAGGCAUCAGAAGAUUAUAGAGGAAGCACCAGCGCCAGGUUUAUCCGCAGAUUUAAGGCACGAGUUGGGCGCUGCAGCUGUUAGGGCAGCUAAAGCUGUAGGAUAUGUGGGGGCUGGAACAGUUGAAUUUAUUUUGGAUAAAAACACUCAUAGUUUUCAUUUUAUGGAAAUGAAUACGAGGCUGCAAGUGGAACAUCCUAUAACUGAGAUGAUCACAGGUACCGAUUUGGUCGAAUGGCAGAUAAAGAUAGCUUCAGGUGAAAAGCUUCCACUAAACCAAGAGGAUAUUCCCUUGAAAGGCCACGCUUUCGAAGCUAGAAUAUACGCGGAAGACCCUAGAGGGGGUUUCUUGCCAGGGGCUGGCCCCCUACGCCACUUAACCACCCCUAACCCUUCGGAAGACGUCAGAAUAGAAACAGGUGUCAAUCAGGGUGACGAAGUGUCGGUUUUCUACGACCCUAUGAUCGCAAAAUUGGUUGUUUGGGGUGAGGAUAGAAGUGAGGCCUUAUCGAAGCUACAGGCGAAACUUUUAGAGUACAAUAUCGCUGGGUUGGAAACAAACGUGAACUUUCUGCUGGAUUUAGCAAAACAUAAGGAAUUUGAGGCUGGAAACGUUCAUACCAAUUUUAUUGAGGAUUAUUACGAUAGUUUAUUUAGUGAUGAUACACCUAGUGAUACACUUAUUAUUCAGGGUGCUUUGGCAACUAUUUUGCAAGAUAAAAGCAAUAAUGUUAGUGAGGCAGUUAGAAAUAAUGAUGCAUAUAAUCCUUUUGUCGUGGAAUCUGCUUUCAGAGUAAACUAUAAUUUAGUUAAAGAUGUAAAGCUCAAAUUUAAAGAUACUGAAAAUGUUAUUAGAAUGAAAGAUCUUGGUCAAAAUAGUUUUGAGAUAUCUUUGGAUAAAGGCAAUACUUGGGUGACAGCAAAUGGGGAAUUAACACUCAUAAAUGGAAAUACAGUUUUGAAAAGUACUAUAGAUGGUGUUAAGUCUAAAGUAAACGUUUAUAAUGAUGGAGAAGUGUUGGCUUUAUUUCAUGAUAAAGGAAAAACUCAAUUCACCCACUACCAACCGAAAUUCCUUACUGCGGAAGAAGAGGAAGCAACCACUGGACUUCUAAACAGAGCAGUUGCACCGAUGCCUGGCGUUUUGGAUAAACUGCUGGUGAAACCCGGCGAUUUGGUGAAGAAAGGCGAUUCCCUUUUCGUAUUGAUCGCGAUGAAAAUGGAGCACGUCGUUAAAGCUAACCGAGAUGCCGAAAUUGACAACGUUUUCUUCAAAGUGGGAGAUAGCGUGCCCAAAGAUUCAACGAUUGUGCAAUUUAAAGAGACUGCCGAAUAA
Messenger RNA from Brassicogethes aeneus, 2118 nucleotides. NCBI's taxonomy places the organism in Eukaryota, Metazoa, Arthropoda, Insecta, Coleoptera, Nitidulidae. The record is from the annotation of a GenBank genome assembly.